Messenger RNA from Lodderomyces margitis, 1305 nucleotides. RefSeq lists its product as uncharacterized. The record is from RefSeq and is a predicted model, not a curated record. Bases 1 to 1305 code for a protein of 434 amino acids. Gene Ontology annotation, biological process: endoplasmic reticulum organization; endoplasmic reticulum to Golgi vesicle-mediated transport; Golgi organization. Lineage: Eukaryota; Fungi; Ascomycota; Pichiomycetes; Serinales; Debaryomycetaceae. The transcript has a single exon. Gene Ontology annotation, cellular component: COPII-coated ER to Golgi transport vesicle; endoplasmic reticulum membrane; endoplasmic reticulum-Golgi intermediate compartment. Gene Ontology annotation, molecular function: D-mannose binding.
AUGUCAUUCAAGGGUAAUGUUCAGCGGUCAAAGCCGCUACAAUCACUAUUGGUGUUGGCGGGAUGUGUUACUAUAUUCAUCUGUUACUAUUUGAAUAUUUUUGAUUUCUUGUAUCCAUCAUCAUCAACAUAUACUCCAGAGGAAAUCAAUACAUUGUUGCAGAACAAAGAGUCAAACAUUGUUGCCUUGAAGAAAACGGAAUUAACGGCACAAGGAUUAGCCAAGCCAUUUCUAGACGAUUCGCAUUUCCAUGUCAGGAAUUGGGAGCUAAACGGGAAUCCAUUGGUUGAAAACAAUGAAUACAUUAGAUUGACAUCGUUGGUCCCCCACACCGCUUCCAACAUGUUUAGUAGAAUGCCAAUACAGGCUGAGUCAUUUGAAAUGGAGUUGACUUUCCAUAUCCACAACAGUGAAGUCAAGCAUGGCUUGGUGGGUGAUGGAUUAGCGGUGUGGUUUUUGGACAAACCUAGCGACAUUGGCGAUGUAUUUGGAGUUCGCAAUGAGUUCAAUGGGCUAGGAAUUAUGAUGGAUACAUACAAAAACGGAAAACGUGGUCAGUUUCCCUAUGUAAAUUUAAUGAUGGGUGAUGGACGAACUCGCUAUAAUAAGGCUACUGACGGGUAUGAAACUCGAUUGGCAGGGUGUCUGGCCAAAGGUCUUUUGAAUCCUGCUUCUAAGGAAACAAAAAUGAGAUUGGUUUAUAUUAAAAAUGGGUACUUGUCUAUCGAUUUCAACUACAAUGGUAAACAUGAAGAUUGGUUAAAUUGUGUCACACUUACUGAUGUCCAGUUGCCAUUUAUCAAGUUCCUUGGUUUGAGUGCCGAAACAGGACAAUUGUUUGAAAAUGUAGACAUAUUGGAAAACAAGAUAUAUGCGUUAUACAAACCCAACGGAGGAUUUGUUGAAUCCAUUGAUGAAUUGAAUGACUUGAUUAAGGAGCAGAAUGAAUACGAACAGGAAACGAUCAAUUUAGCAGGUAUCAAUGAUCAAGUGAAUCAAGAAUCGAAAAGAAAAGGAGGCAGGAAUAGGGCAAUCAAAAAGAAGUUGAGCACUGAACGUCGAAAGACUUUGAGUCGAUUGAGGAAUGCUGAAAAGAGAAUUAAAGAAAGGGAAAGAAAAGAAAGGUUGGAAAAGUAUGGAGAUCCCGAUGCCACGUUUAUCAAGAGACUUGUUGGAAAAACCCUUUGGCUAGUUAAAGUUUUCAUAUACAUCAUCAUAAGUGUGGUUUUGAUUUGGAUCGUGUGGAUUGUCAUUAGAGUCCAAAGGCAAAAGAGAAGGAAAAAGACUGCUGGUUUGUUAGACUAA